AUGACAUUCUCCAUGCCCAUCGAUCAUUCUGCAAAUGACAGCCAAGAGGCCAAAAAACAAGAGUCUUGUGGCCUCGAACCCACACGUAGCAUUGCCGAAGCCGAAGUCCACACUUCGCUAGACGACACUCGAAAUGGAGAAUUUCACCGUUCAUUCUCGCCUCGCAAAGUCCAUGCAAGUAUAAUUUCCCUCGGGUCCAAUAUCGGUAGCGGCGUCUUCAUCGCGACGGGCAAGGCGCUGGCCCAGGGUGGGCCGGCAAAUAUGGUCAUUGCAUACUUCAUGGUCUGCAGUUGUGUAUGGGCAGUUUUGCAGUCCCUUUCCGAAAUGACAAUUGCGUUUCCAGUCUCCGGUAGCUAUGUCGACUACGUUGAUCGCUGGGUCGACCCAGCCGUAGCUUUUGGAGCAGGCUUUGCCGAAUGGAUAGCAUGGACUGCCAUUGUGGCAUCAGAGGCUCAAUUCUUCAACAUAUUGUUGCAAUACUGGACUGCGGACAAUUUCCCCCCUACUGCCACCUGCAAGUUCUCUUUCUCUUCAUUCACUAUAUUCCUUGCGAUAAUUAUCAUCAUCUUUGUGCUUCCAAAUCGAGCAUUUGCAUGGUUCGAGUACGUGACCUCUAUUAUCAAGAUUUUCCUGUUUCUCAUCAUCAUUGCCCUGUCGCUGGCACUUGUGCUGGGUGCUGGACCACAAGGGCGCGUUCACCAUGGAGAAACGUGGACAGAGCUACCUGCUUUUCUGAAUGGCUUUUCAAUGAGUCAAAUCCCUUUGGGCUUCGCCAGUUGUGCUUUACUCGCGACAUGGGCGGUCGGCGACCAGGUCUUUAUUGGAGUCAUGGCUGGGGAGACGCAGAGCCCGCGGUUCUCCAUGGCGCACGCGACCAAGCUCGUGCCCUUUCGCGUCAACAUUGUCUACAUGGUCUCGGUCGUUUUCAUCACCAUCCUAGUACCGUCCAAUGACGAUCGGUUAUUGAGCGGCAGCGGUGUCGCGGCAUCGCCCUUUGUGGCCGCCGUGCAAGAUGCAGCCAUUCCCGGCAUCGCGUCGCUGCUCAACGCCGGCAUGAUGUGCGGAGUCCUCGGUAUCGCAGCGGAAGCGGUCUAUCUCUCCUCUCGGGUCUUGCGAACCAUGGCGCACCAGAAAUUGAUUCCCGAGCGUCUGGCCAGAGUUGAUGCACAGGGAAGGCCACGCUUGGCUUUGCUCAUCACCACUAUAGUCGCUGUGAUCCUUACCUAUGUCCAAGUCACAUCUGGUGGUGCAAACGUUUUGAACUGGUUGCUUUCCAUCACUAGUGCAUCCUUUUUCACGAAUUGGAUGAUUAUUUCUUUUACCAAUUGGCGUUUUCACUGCGCCUUGAAGUCUCAGAGCGACGCCUUGUUUACCGAAAUUUACGCAUGGAAGUCAACGCUGUGGCCGCUCGCACCGUCUUGGCUAAUGGUCAUCUCCGUCUUUCUUCUCGUAUGCUGCAUUUUUUGUGGCGUUGUACCGCCUGGAAGCACUGGAUUCUCUACUUCCAAUUUCUUUCAGUACACUAUUGGGUUCUGGCUUAUCAUAGUAUUUACUGUUGGAUACAAGCUCAUCUUUGGCACUCCUUGGCGGGAUCCGAAGACUGCAGAUUGCAUCACUGGUCGACGAACGCUUGGUACAGAGGAGAUUACUCAAUUAGACGAAUACUAUAAAAUGUCUGCGUGGAGGCGGGGCUUCACCUAUGUUCAGCUUUGGUAG
Molecule: messenger RNA, 1716 nt
Organism: Pestalotiopsis fici W106-1
Lineage: Eukaryota; Fungi; Ascomycota; Sordariomycetes; Amphisphaeriales; Sporocadaceae
Exons: 7
Coding region: 1-1716 (571 amino acids)
Biological process (GO): amino acid transmembrane transport
Cellular component (GO): membrane
Molecular function (GO): amino acid transmembrane transporter activity
Source: RefSeq, a predicted model, not a curated record